Messenger RNA from Cyphellophora attinorum, 184 nucleotides. RefSeq lists its product as uncharacterized. The annotation marks the transcript as partial. The record is from RefSeq and is a predicted model, not a curated record. The transcript is spliced from 3 exons. NCBI's taxonomy places the organism in Eukaryota, Fungi, Ascomycota, Eurotiomycetes, Chaetothyriales, Cyphellophoraceae.
AUGCCCGGUGGCAAGGCCAUCAACCCAAUGAUGCUCGACGACGAUGACGAUGACGAUGAGCCUGCCUUGUCCGGCACCACCAGCAGUAAACCUGCCGACAUCAGCAAACCAACUGGCCCUGUUGCGGCGACCAUGGGCAAUGACGACGACGAUGAAGACAAGGAGAACUGUGUUGGAGAUAAAU